Spinacia oleracea (spinach) is the source of this 1740-nucleotide messenger RNA. RefSeq names its product UPF0481 protein At3g47200-like. Bases 308 to 1552 code for a protein of 414 amino acids. The transcript is spliced from 3 exons. Lineage: Eukaryota; Viridiplantae; Streptophyta; Magnoliopsida; Caryophyllales; Amaranthaceae. The record is from RefSeq and is a predicted model, not a curated record.
UUAGGAACAAGACAAAAGUUUGGUUAGGGACUAAUCCCAAAUCCCAAAUCCCCAAUCAAUGAAUCCCGGUAUCUAUGUCUCCCUCUUUCUCUCUCGUCUGCUUUGACUAUGAGCUGACUCACAAUCUCCAUUGAUCUGGGGCUCUUUCUUCUCAGCUUCAAUCUUUUCUUUCUUCCACUCAUCAGGAAUUCAAAAUUGAAGCAGGGCUGGUGAGAUCUAUCAUGAUUUUUCUCUCUUAUGCUUUACCUUGAAGCUUCUGAGGGUUGUUUCUGUUUGUAAGUUUUCCUGUGUCAUAUGAUGUAGCUCAAUGGAGGACCCUAUUGAUGAGUUAGCAACGACCAUCAUGAAAAAGUGUGAAACACUUCCCCCUCUGUCAUCAAAAUGCUGUAUCUACAGAAUCCCCAGAAAUCUCCGGAAAAUUAAUGAGAACUCCUACACUCCUUCCCUUAUCUCCAUUGGCCCCUUCCAUCGUGGAAAUCCAAGUCUGCACGCCAUGGAGGAGCAAAAACUGAGAUAUCUGCAUAGAUUCAUUCAACGAAAUGGUAACAGGGACUUGGAGGAUUACCUAACUGCAUCAAUGAAAUGGGAGAAGGAAGCACGGGAUAGUUAUUUAGCAACCAUUACUCUGUCCAGCAUAGAGUUUACAGAAAUGCUAGUGCUUGAUGGCUGCUUCAUUAUUGAGUUCUUCUUAACGUGGCAAGGAAACACUAUCGACCACAAUGACCGUAUCUUUCACAGGCCAGCACUAAGCCAAGCAGUUUUACGUGAUCUUAAAUUGCUGGAGAAUCAAAUCCCACUUUUCAUACUUGAAAUUCUGUACAACAUUGCUUUUGAAGACAACAAGAAGGUCCCUAGCUUCUUGAAGCUAACUUGUGAAUGUAUGAUCGGGAUUGGCAAAGUCCCUAAACAUUUCCAGAAGACAAAGAUGUUGCAUCUGGUUGAUUUCCUGAGAACUUACUACUUACCACCAGAGAGGGAAGAGAUUUGCUACGAGAAUCAGGACUGGGAUUUCCCUGAUGGAAUUUCUGAGCUCUAUGAGUCUGGUGUGACAUUAAAGGUUGAUAAAGAUGAUAAGUUCCUCAACAUCAAAUUCGAAAAUGGAAUCCUUUAUAUACCCGAGUUAAUGUUGGAAAAUCAUACAGAAUCUCAACUCAGAAACUUGGUUGCCUUUGAACAAUGUCAUUACCCUCGAGAGUCUUAUGUGGUUGAUUAUGUUCUGUUUUUGGACAGUCUAAUCUAUGACAAGAAAGAUGUUGAUGUCUUGGUCAAUCAUGGUGUUAUAUUGAACUCUCCAGGUAGCAGUGAGGAUGUUUACAGACUCUUCAGCAAUAUCUCAAAGGGAACGACAUAUUCACGAGGAAGCUUCUACUAUGCUGAUGUUUGUAGGCGCUUAAAUGAGUAUUGUAAGACUCCUUGGAACCGAUGGAAGGCUAUACUUCGCCAAGAUUACUUCAACAAUCCAUGGUCUAUGAUCUCUACGAUUGCUGCUAUAGUUUUGCUUAUUCUUACUGUCAUACAGACAUAUUGUGACAUUAUUCAACUCCAGUACUGAAUAUAUAUCCCAAUUUCCCUGCACAAUCUUCAGAGGAAAUGGUUGUGAAUUUCAGAAACAUUGUGUCCAGAAAUUGCUGUUGUAGCAAUAUGUAUCAAUUUCACUAUCAUAUACCAAGUGCUUUGUGUAAACUGUAUACUUUGGCAAUUGCUUUAAUCAAACUUGAUUAUGCUCUUCUUUUAAGUAAA